Egretta garzetta (little egret) is the source of this 1476-nucleotide messenger RNA. RefSeq names its product BEN domain containing 6 (gene BEND6). Gene Ontology annotation, molecular function: transcription corepressor activity; DNA binding. The transcript has 9 exons. NCBI's taxonomy places the organism in Eukaryota, Metazoa, Chordata, Aves, Pelecaniformes, Ardeidae. The annotation marks the transcript as partial. Gene Ontology annotation, cellular component: nucleus. Gene Ontology annotation, biological process: negative regulation of Notch signaling pathway; positive regulation of neuron differentiation. The record is from RefSeq and is a predicted model, not a curated record.
UAAACAGAGAAGAAGAAAGGAAUGAAGAGAGAAGGUUAAAACAAAACCGUUGGCUCUCAGCUGAGAUUUGACCUCAGAAGGAGAAUCCAGGAGGUGAAGCUAUUUCAGAGAAGAGGAAGUAAAAGAAGGUGGUGUCUGUGUGACAAGAUACCCACUUAACAAUGAAAAAAUUCACACUGUUUGAUUUUGUAAAUGAUAAUUCACUGCAAAUUGGAGAGACUUCAUGGAUACAGGACCUUCCCAGUGAUGACAAUGAACUAGAAAGGCUUCUAAAACCAAACGAGCACGUGCUAGUAAACUGGCCUGUGGGAGAAAGACAGACGGAAAAGCACCUGGUGAAAGUUGUGUACAUGAGUGAUGACCCCCAAGAGCUGGUGGAAAUGAUGCAAAAGAUAUUACGAGCGGAUGAAAUUACAAAAAUACAAGUCCUUGGAAAAGGCAAGAGGAAGAGGAUAGAAAUGAUAUUCUCAGAGAGUGAAGACAGUGACCUAGAUAAAGAUCAGGGGAAGAUGAUGAAGCAUAUAAAAAGAAAGAAAUCAUUACAGGCAUCUGCUCCUGCCAACAUCCUGAGUAAACUUGAAUCAUCUUUAAUUAACAAACAGAGAGAAACAUAUUCAGGAAGCAACUUUCUGUACAGUGAAAGUAGCAGUGAUGAUGAAGAGCCUUUAUUUCAACUAUCCAAGGUAGAGCUGUGUGCCAAAAUAAAAAGCCUCAAGAGGAAGCUGACAGACACCAUGAGAGAAAACUGCCGCCUAAGGCAGUCCCUGGUGAUGCUUCAAGUGUUGCCACAGGCAGUCACCCAUUUUGAGGAACUGGUAGGGAUGGCUGAAGCACUGCUCAAAGGGGGAGUGACAUCAUCCACAUCCAGCCUGCAUUCACAAUGUGUUUGGAAAGCAUCUAACAAUCCGUUAGCAGAUUCGUAUGCAGCUGUGCAUAGUAACUCCAGCUCACCAAUAACUCUGAAUGUGGAAGAUGAGGAGCAACAGACCGAAAAGCAGUUCAAGAUUGAAAAGUGGCAGAUUGCACUUUGUAACAAGAGCAAACCUCAGAAGUUUAUAAAUGAUUUGAUGCAAGCACUUUAUACACAUGAAUACAUGGCUACACACAGCCUGACAGGUGCAAAGUCCUCCUCUUCAAGGGAUAAAGCGGCGAAACCAGCUAUGAAUCAGAAUGAAGUUCAGGAAAUCAUAGGAAUCACGAAACAGUUGUUUCCAAACACAGAUGAUGCUUUAAUUAGGCGAAUGAUGGGACAAAAACUGAACAAUUGCACCAAGAAGCCAAUCUUAAGCAAAGACCUUAACUCAGGUGCUUUUCAGAAGCAUAGCUUUUGUGGUUCAACAGCUGCUCCUCAGGGCAUUAUCUCUUCGGCUGUUCCUCCCAGCACACAAGACCAGCAGGAUGAUGAUUCACCAGCUGCUAAUGCACAAAUUCAGCAAAGUGACAGCCGCCUGGCUCCUCCACCUCCUACCCCUCAAG